This is a messenger RNA of Pomacea canaliculata, 3483 nucleotides long. RefSeq lists its product as uncharacterized. Gene Ontology annotation, molecular function: calcium channel inhibitor activity. The transcript is spliced from 3 exons. Gene Ontology annotation, cellular component: extracellular region. The coding region runs from base 1362 to 1817 and encodes 151 amino acids. The record is from RefSeq and is a predicted model, not a curated record. Lineage: Eukaryota; Metazoa; Mollusca; Gastropoda; Architaenioglossa; Ampullariidae.
UCGCGAGGGUUUGUCUUAGUCACGUGACCGACAGCGUGAAACGUCAUCGCGCCGCGUCGAUCGCCAAGCGCACCGAUCUCUUCGCCACUAGCGAGCAUCAGCUGAUUGGCGCGCCAGUCUGACGUCGCGCGGAACACACGCGGCAUGCAGCCCUCGGUUUGUGUGCCAGCUGUUUAUCUCGCAUCGCUGCCUGUGCCGCCGCCGCCGCCAACUCUUGGAGAGGUCGAACAGUCUCCUAAAUCGACAAAGUCAGUAAAAAUUACAAGCACCUUAAAGCUGGGACAAGACGGAAGGAAGGUUGUAGUUCUUCCUCUCUGCGUCAAUCGACGCCUUGGCUUGACGCUUCGACCUCGAGGACUGGAGGUGGUUCAAAGUUCAGCGUUGUCGCCGAUGAUGUGACGACUUCUGGGAUGGAAGGAGAAGAAAGGUCGAGAGUUCACUGCUGUACAAGUCCUGUCUUGUGAUGGAUCUGUAGUAGCCGGGGUGGCUUCGUCAAGGAAACCCCGCUUGUUGCCUGGCGACUUGAGUGCUGUCAUCAACCACGACUGUGCAGCUGUGUGUUUACAAAGUGCGUGUCGAGGUCAUUAUGACGGAGUCAUCGAUAUUAUUUUGUCAUUUUACGGAAAUUAAGUGGAGACCUUCUUGGACAAGGGUGGCAAUAGACAGAUCCACUUCAGCUGUAGAAUCUGCAUCAGCCUUGCGCUCCAACAAAUUCCAUCGAUUUCCACGGAAACCCUGACAGCAGCCUGGAUUAAUCCAGAAUAUUUCAACAAAGAGACGAAAAGAAUGAGCCUUUUGUGACAGAAAAAAACACUAUUCCGAUCGUCCGAGGGAUCUAAAUUCUAAAUAUUGCUGGUGGUUAGGACCGUUAACGCAGAAAUUAAUAAAAAAAAGAACUUCGGGAAAAACAAGUCUGGUGUCUACAGCUAAAAGUAUAUUCACUUAGUCCUCUUUUUUUUAUUCUCGAAGGACGUAGGUCUUUGCAGAAAACCAAGAAACAUCUGGCAUUUGACAAUAAUAGUGUGAGCCUGUGGAAACCUAUUUCUAGUCUGAGAUAACAGACAAGCACGGUUUAUUCCUUGCUGAUAUUGCCAGACAUUGACAGAUAUCAGGAAGCUUUCACCAAAAAAGCAGGAUUGGAUAUUUUCAACCACAUACCGAAGACUUCAUGUUAGGAAUUUACAGAAAUGUCACGCUGUCCGCCAAACGCCAUCCUAUACCAUGAUGCAUCGUUGCAAAUGGUCUCGUCAAAACGAAGCUGGAAGGAAGUUGUUCCAAUGUCUUGUUAAUUUUUGGAUUGAAGUCAUGUUUGUCUGGCAGUAAGACAGAGCAACCCUCGCACAGCUACAACAUCAACCAACAUGUCGGCUGGGCUCCUGUUGCGCUGUCUUGGCAUCCUGUCCGUGUGCGGCGCCAUUGCGGCUUUGUCGUGCAGCUGGUCCAACGAAGGCUGUGGCAGGGACGACGAGUGCUGCAGCGGCUCCUGCUUCCGCGCGCACGAGGGGACAGACUUCCGGUGUCGUCACAGCUCGCUGGGAGAGCCCUGUGUCUUUGACUAUCAUUGCCGCGACGACCUGGUGUGCGGCAAGUACUAUAAUUGCUGCUCACCCUUCUGGAAGAUGUGCAUGACCAACGCCGAUUGCUGCGAGAAGGAGCACGUGUGCCGGCCGGCGGACGGCUUCAUCUACGACCGAUGUCUCAAGCCCGUCUCUGCCCUCGCCACCACGCGGGCAUCGGCUCUGACCAUCUUUGUGGCUGUCUUCAUGGCCACAGCGCUAUCAGCCCUUGUGGCGGACUUCCACUGGCUGGCCAGCUGACGGAGGUUGAUGGAGUCAUCAUUCUGGAGGACUAGAGAGAUGACGUGCAGGUUACUAAAGUUGUCUCCCUGUUCGAUGACUGCGCGUGCGCAAACAAGACAGAAAGAUAGGAGAAGAGUGGCAGGGGUGUGAAACUUUCACUUCUUCCACAAACGCGACAAGAAAAUUUUUUUUUUCUUUUUAACGAUGGUUUUCUCAAUGAAUCAGACGCCCAAAAAGAGAGAAAAAUCAGAGACCUCUGUCAGUCGAAUGCAUAUUUUUUCCCAAGGGUAGUGUCGUCAACAUAAAAAAGGUCAUUUUCAUAGCUGCUUAAAGGGUUAGUGGGGAUGAAAUUUUUUGUAGUCCUGAGUAAAGCUCAGUGCAAGAGAUUAUUUCUCAAAGUCUGAGAGAAUACACCCCUUACCGUUCCCAAAACCGCCAUUCUCGAGAUGCGCGCAUACAAACUUCAUCAUUCAUAGAAGUCGGUUACGUUUGUACACCUAAUUAAUAUUUGGUGCCAGCUCUUCUACUGACUGAGACCUUCACAGUGUAAACGUAUCCAUCAUCUUGACAUGUCUGUGUUGUUCUCCUCUUUCUGCGCAUGGUGAUGUUUGUAUUUCGAGAACGGAAGGAGGUGAGGAGGGGAACUAUUCACCAAAAUUUGAGGAAAUAAUAUUUUUAAAUAGCAUACUUUUUUUUCGUUGACCUUUACCCUAUCAUAAUAAAAUUUGUGUACCCCACUAGUCCUUUAAAGGAGGCAUCCCUCUGACAGACUGACUAAAUGAUUUAGUAGCUGCACGGCUGGUUGUUUUUGGUUGAGUCGAGGCCAAGGACCUUGAGAACAACCCAAAAGUUAUUAGCCAACUGUGAGCUGCUGAUUCUAUUAUUUCCGUUAUUUAUCGACUUUGUAUAAUUAGCAGGGAAAGUCACGUGACACAUUCUCAAACCUCGAUGUUACUUGACGAACCAAAGUGAUGUUUCGAUGGUGUUUGUUCACUGAACCAGGCUGCUGCGCUCUAUGGAAGCAACGUACACACGAACUGAACUACACUGCAUACCUCUGUUCACAUGAGUGUACGCACACUCGUAUCUUGCAGUGAACAUGCUACAGGGUGACGUGUCGCAGUACAGUAGCCUGCUUACAACCUUUCAUUCGUCACUGGCGCGCCUGUGGUUCUUCGUUCAUUGUCUUGUUCCUUCGUUUCAUUGAUCGUUCAAGUUAUCAAGUUUGUUCUCUACUUUGAUUUGAUUAUUAAUCUUUUAGUCCUUUUUUUUAAAGAUUUUGACAAAUUAAUAAUUUGUUUAUUUGUCUAUUUCUCUCCUCCCUCUGUGUGUGUUCGCCUUCUAUAUUCUCUUUAUAAUAAUCUGCAUCAGGCUUUGUAGGUUGCCGAACUGAAUGAAGGAAGGAAGAACGGAAGGACGGGGUGAGGAAGGCAAAUAGCUAUCGCUUUCUUCUGCUGUACUUAUUGUUAUUAUCGUCAACUGGCUCCACCUAACGACAAGUGUGUGGUGCUUCUGUCCCCUGGAGGCCGCAUCUGGAUCUACCUCGGACGGUCACGUGAUUUUAUUGGAUGGUCUGAUGGCUGAUCCUUAUGGCAAGCUUAGAUGUCUUCGUUGUCAUCAAUUAUUGUAUCCCUUCCAAAAUGUUUGUUUCCAGAAUGUUCUAAUAAAACAUUUGUUCAACAAA